This is a messenger RNA of Doryrhamphus excisus (bluestripe pipefish), 5059 nucleotides long. NCBI's taxonomy places the organism in Eukaryota, Metazoa, Chordata, Actinopteri, Syngnathiformes, Syngnathidae. The record is from RefSeq and is a predicted model, not a curated record.
GUUUAGAAGAAACCUACUUUUUAUUGUGUUAUACGUGUGGUGGUGUUCAACUGGAUGAAGAGUGGCGACAGACAGUUGCUGCACUUUACUGUCACGUCAAAUAUGCUACGGUCAAAUGAGGCCGAAUAACGUCGAGACCGCGAACAACAGGGAAGUAGAAAGGCGUGGCCUAGUUAUAAUAAGAGGUGUUACACCAAUUAGAGCAGUAGAGGGUACACAGUGACGUUAUUGGCGUUCCGCAUUAAUGUGACAAUACAUACACAUGAGGUAUUGAACCGAGACAUGUUUAUGGUUAUAACAUGAACAUAUCUACAGUGAACACCAUGUAUGCUUCACAACUCUCAAUUUUGUUGUAUUUUCUAGUCCAGUCUGUACAGUACAGAUAAAUACAUUUAGGGGCAUUUAGAACCACUGAGCCAGGGUAAUGAUGCACAUGGUGCUUGCAUUUUUAGGAACAAAAAUGCAAGCGGGAGUUUUAAAAGGCGUUAACUGAACUAAUCUGACCGUCUGACAUGAUUCUCAAUAUACGCCGCCGUUUUAAAUAGGAUUGAAUUAACGCUGGCUUUGAGUAGAGCCUCGGUUCACUCCAAUCCAGCAGGUGGCGCUAGAGAUUUACACCACGUUUGAAAGACGUCCUUCGAUGGUCGCUGGCUGCUCUUGAUGACAACUUGCCAAUAGCGGGCUUUGUUUUGACAUGGCGGCAAGUUUCGAAGGUUUGUCUUGUUUUAACGCUUUAAGAGCUUCGUUCCACCCCAGUUCUUCACCCUCUGUCGUUUGUAUGCAAGCUGUGUGUCUUAGUCACUUUUAACAAUGCUUUCAAGCGUCCGAGUUUGACUUUUGGAGUGUUUGUUGAGGCGUCGCCUGUGUUACUAUAAGCAUUUAACAACUAAUGGAGGUGAAGUUGCCAUACCACCUAAUUCACGGUAUGCUAAUCAUACUCGUUUAAAGAGACACCAACUCCUAUUAAUACAGCUACUUCAGACUAGGAAGUGUUCAUUUGGAUACUCGUCGCCAUCAACUCUCGCUCAAGUCCCGGAUUAGCAAAGACCGCCACAAUGUCAUCUCCAGUCUCCGGACUUCCAUACUCCCAGAUGGACUUUUUGUCCCGUUGGAUGCCCAGCAGCACCAGGGCCGGUGUUAUCCUCAACCCUGGUCCGGAGCUGGCGGAGGCCCCGCGGUACAGGUCCCCCUCGUCCGCCCCGGGUUCUCCGCCCCUGCGGCCAGAUGAAGGCGACUCCUGCGCUUCGGACUUCGCCCCCCUACCGGCUUCGGCGAACAGCAGCUGCCUCGGCGGGCAUGACCCGUCCAGGGCGCCUGGUGGAGACGGGCCUGGCGGUGGCGGUCACAGGGCCGGACCCACCGGGGCCUCACAUGGAGAGGCGCACAGUUUGGCCGAGAUGUCCAACGACCCUCGGGAUGCCCCCAUUUUGAUGAAGCUGGAAGAGUCUUUGCAGCUGAGGCGGUGGCAGCAGCACAUGCAGGAGCAGCUUAAAGCCGACCAACUGGGCGAGCUCCUUCGCCUCCAGGAGGAGCAGCAGAGGCUCCUGGGAAUGAUGAACACAUCCCAUCUAUGUACAGAGGAGAGUUUAGGAGCGGAACCCGAGACCUCCAGUCCCAGCCAGAACCAAUGCAGCCCUUCAGCCAAGUGUGGAGUGAACCCCCAGCAGGAAGACACCCUCACAGGGCUGCAGAGUGGCGUGGAAAUGCAGGACAAGAAGGAUGGCACCGGGGCUGAUGCUCCCAAGAAGCAGGUUGAUGGUGCUUCAUCAAGACAAUGUGAUCACACGGCUUUUUCUUGCAACAACAGCAGAGAAGAUGAAUCAGUGCUUGACGACAGACCCAUAACGGCAGGCAAGCAGACCUUUGAGCAGUUACUGGAGGAGCAGCUGAGGUUGGAGGAGCAGAGGUUGAAAUCUGGCCGGCAACACCAGAAGCCAAACGCCAGAAGGGCCUUCCUGAGGCGAGGCCAGGGUUUGUCUCGAUUUGCCAACAACCGCAAGCUCUCUUUUCACACGGAGGACACAACGACGGAUUCCAAAGCAACACCCCAGGCCAGAAACUCCGGGCCCACAUUCAGUCAGGGAGGUGGCACAACAGCCUCCCAGAGGCUUCCCGUCCAGCGUAAAACCGCCACCCUCAACAAGGAAAACCGUCCGAGAGGCGCCACUGCGCCGCCCCAGCAUCUGAGAGUUGAGCGCAAGGCGGCGCAGGUGAAGGUGUUGGGCUGCCACCAGAGACAAAACACAGCCAGGAGCGCUGUAGCUUUAAUUGCUCUACCCGGCAAACAUGUGCAGCACCGCCAGCUCGCCGUGACGAAGGAGGGGCCGGCGUUGGCGGACGGGCGAGGGGUCGCCGGAGUUGUGCAGGACUCCUUGGAGGGAUCCUUGGUGGAGAAGCUGCAGCGCUGGGAGUGUGAGCGCCAGCUUGAGAGCAUGGAGCUGGGAGAGUUUGAACUCCUGGAGCAAGCGGCCGAGGAGCUGUCCUUCUCCUCCACCUCCUCCUUUGUCACCAAGGUUCUCCAGAUGGAUCAGCAGAACCAGAAGCUGCUCGGUGUGGCGGGGCUGCACCAGAGACGCUUGUCAUCCACGCCCAUCAAGUGCCCGCCCACCAGGGAGCAGCGUAGCAGUCAUGGAGGCCCUUGCGGCGGCGGCGGCGGCCAUGGCGCUGUGCAGAACAAAGUGAGGUUUGACGAUGGAGAGGACUCCACAUCAACAGCCGACGUCGACAUUAAAGAGCCGGAAGCUUCUGUCUCGCCGCCCGUUAGUCCGGGCGACCUCCCAAGCUGCUUCCCCGUCCCGCCCGAGCCGGCGUACGACAGACGCUCCUAUCAGGAUGAAGACGCCGUCUGUCAGCGUUCGGAAGAUGGCGAGAGCGACGUCAUCAGCAGCAUCGACUCCACGCUGACGGAGGACAAAGACGCGCCACCGGGCCAAGUCGUGUUUGACGACGAAGACACGUGGAGCGACCUUGACGACAUGGCGGUCAGCGUGUCUGACACGGUCUCCACGGAAGCGGCCAAUCGGGAGCCGGAAGCUCCUCCUUCCAAACUCAUGGUGACACUGUUCCCGUCCCUCAAGCCAAAGACCCUGAAUGCACCUCGACCUCCGUGUCCCCCCCAGGAUGAGAAGCCAGACCAGGAGGCGGGUCAGUGUGUCCAUUCCACACAGCUGAGGGAGAAGGUGGCCCAGCUGGAGAUGGAGAUGGAGCGCUUCCAGAAGGACAACGCUGCGCUGGCCAAGCUCAGACGAGAGUACGAGAAGAAGCAGGAGAACCUCAGGAGGGAGAGCGAGGCGUUUGAGAAGCGGAGAGCCGAGCAGCUGACUCGCUUCGAGGACUACAAGAAAGAAGAAAGCAGGAAGCUGCAGAGGGAACGCAAACUCUUUGAGAAGCACGCCGUGGCCAUGCGAGCCACGCCCGACAAGAAAGAACGGGAGGAGAUACAGGUGCUGAAGGAGCAGCUGAGCGUCCUGCAGGAGGAGCUGAGGAGGAAGGAGAGCCGCUGGUCGUGCACGCACACUCGCCUUCGCCAGCAGAUGGACUCUCUACGCCGGGACAACCUCGCUCUGAGGGACCAGGUGCGCACGUUGGAGAUGCUUCGUAUCAGUGCCUUGAAGAGGAACUCUCCAGGAGCAGAGGGGGACAUGAAAUGUGGGCCUCCUGGUACCAAAGGAGUUACCUUUGCUAGUCCUCCAAGCUGCAGUACUUCAGCCGCCACUAGAGGGAGCUCCAAGGACAGCGGGCAUCCUGCACACGUGCCCAAAGCAAUGAAGAGCAGUCUCAGGAAGCCUGGCGACUCAGGCCCCUCAUCAUCAUCAUCAUCAUCAUCAUCAUCGCGGUCUUGGCAGGCGCCCGGCAGGAAGAAGGUGUCACAGGAGCAGUCCAUGGUGGAAGAUUCCCGUAGCUGCUCUCCGGUAGGAGGCGUCACUCCUGGUGCUGAUGUGAUGGAACCCCAGGCAGCGUUAACACCAGCCGUCCUCCUUCGGCAGCCGGGAGAGGUGACGGCCAGCCAACCAAGCCAGCGUCUGCAGGAAGAAGACGCUCAGGAGGUCAUCGCGUAUCCCGACGGCAAGGUCAACAAAGAUCCGCGCUUGCUUCGAGAUCAUGUGGAGAAGGUCCUGGCCGGCGGCGACCGCGUCGUCAUCUUCCCCAACGGGACCAGGAAGGAGCUUUCAUCGGACGGCGUCGCGGUCAAAGUCACGUUUUUCAACGGCGACACCAAGGAGGUGACGGCCGACCACAGGGUGAUCUACUACUACGCGGACGCCAGGACCACGCACGUCACCCACCCGGACGGCGUGGAGGUGCUGCAUUUCCCCAACAACCAGACCGAGAAGCACUUCCCGGACGGCCGCAAGGAGAUCACCUUCGCCGACCAGACGGUGAAGAACGUCUUUCCCGACGGCAGCGAGGAGAGCGUGCUGGCGGACGGCACCGUCGUGCACGUCAAACCAGACGGAACCAAGGAGAUCCAUUUCAACACGGGCCAGAGGGAGGUCCACACGGCGGACUACAAGAGGAGAGCGUAUCCGGACGGCACCGUGAAGACGGUCUACGCCGACGGACGGCAGGAGACGCGCUACCCCACCGGACGACUGCGAGUCAAAGACAAAGACGGGAACGUGGUCGCCGACAGCAGACCAUAGCGAGGACCGCCACCGUCCCUCUGAGGAAGCACGGUCAGCCUUUUUCCGAUUUCUUCGGCUACGUCCUCAACAGGUGUUGGCUCAUCUGUUUUUCCCAAAGAUGGAUUUAUACGUGGUAUAAGAGGCAAACAGAUGACGUGUGGCGUGGGACCUUGGAUCCCAAAGAUGGAUUUAUACGUGGUAUAAGAGGCAAACAGAGGUGUGGCGUGGGACCUUGGAUCCCAAAGAUGGAUUUAUACGUGGUAUAAGAGGCAAACAGACGUGUGGCGUGGGACCUUGGAACGCAUGCGCACACGGUUCCGUUCCUAAUGUCAACCUUGUAAAUAGUUGGUUAUAUCUGUAAAGAAAUGAUUUUCAUGUAAACAACCAUUUUGUGUGUAUGUUGUUGCUUGGUUAAAUCCAUAUUUGUGUCAAAA